Amyelois transitella is the source of this 813-nucleotide messenger RNA. RefSeq lists its product as uncharacterized. The record is from RefSeq and is a predicted model, not a curated record. The coding region runs from base 1 to 813 and encodes 270 amino acids. Gene Ontology annotation, molecular function: N-acetyltransferase activity. The transcript has 5 exons. Lineage: Eukaryota; Metazoa; Arthropoda; Insecta; Lepidoptera; Pyralidae.
AUGGCUUCCGGGGCAGAAGCUCAAGUGGAGAAGAUGAAGCUUCUGGAAGAAAGGAUAAAGGCCCCAAGUAUAUGGGGUAGGGUCCCGUGUGGGGUCAGGUUCGAAGACCUCCAGGACAAAAGAUAUGAAGAUGCGGUAAGACUGCUGAAGAAACAUUAUUUGUCUGAAGAUAUAACAUACAGAUCUGUCAAAAUAACGGAAGACCAAGAGGGAGUGGACGAGUUUGUCCACAACGCGAGGAUAUGGAUGAAGGAUAAGAUGUCUUUAGCCGCUGUCAAAGAAGGCACUGAUAAACUGGUUGGAGUGCUCAUCAUGAGGAUUCAGGAGAAAAGCGCAUUUUCACGUACUUUCAGUAGAGUGAAGUUGACACACAAUCCGCUAUAUUCAACGGUCAUGAAUUUCUAUAACACCAUAGAGAAACCAGUGGAUAUCUUCAGUAGGCUGGGCGUGAGGAAGUACUUCAAAAUAUACUUAUUGGCUUUGAAGUCGCGGUAUAGACAUAGAGGUAUAGCAAAGGAGAUGUACAAGGCGGCCAUAUUGCUAUGUGCCAACGCCAACGUUCCCGCCAUUUCUGGGAUAUUCACCACGAGCCGUUCUCAGCAGGUGGUCGAAGAGCUGGGCUUCGAGAAGUUGAAUGAGAUAUACUAUAUACGUUAUUUGAUUGAUGAGAAGAUAGUAUUCCAUGACACCGGACUUGGCAACUAUGGGGCAGCCCUCAUGGGCUACCGGAUACCAGAAGUGGAGGAACAACAAGAAGAGAAGAGACAGGGUUCUUCCAGGUUCAACAUCCAGCCCGCCGAUGAAGAGGAUUGA